AGGGGCAGCCGGGCGGUGCGGCGCGAGAGAAGUCCGGUAUCCCGGCCGCUAGUGGUCCGGCUCCGGUCCGAUCAAGACAGAGUAAUGAGGGGAGUGUAUGUGUGCUGAGGCCUCGCCCCCGCCACGAGGCGCUGGGAAACGCCCACCUCGGUGGCGUUCAUCCAAUAGGCGUACUCCCAUUCACUCUAGUCCCCCCCCCCCAGCAGUGUUGGCCUCGCCUGCUAUGGUAAUGAGCGAGAGUCCCAGAGUGGAAAAGCAGCCUGUGGCGGUGGGAUACUAUACUAGUGCUGGCAGCUGCAACGGCGUGAGGUCCCAGCAGCAGUAGCAGUGAGUGUGAGCGGGGAUGAGACGCUGCGGGACAGGGACUUGGUGACGGCACAGCGGCUAUUGUCCUUGCCAUUGUUACGUAGUAUCGGGGAAGCUCGCCUGCGGAGGAGUCAGUUAGUCCCUGCUGGCCGGCGGUGCAGAGGGUGCUGUCAGCUGGGCGUGGGUGUCCUCCGGGGAGCAUCAUCUCACCAGGACUCGGAGAUGGAGGUGCAGCCGCUCCCGGAGUCCGGGGAUAGUGGGAUUGUAAUUAAAAACAUUGAGCGGGAGCUGAUAUGUCCUUCCUGCAAGGAGUUAUACACGCACCCACUCAUCCUACCAUGCCAGCACAGCAUUUGUCACAAGUGUGUGAAGGAGCUUCUCUUUAUGACCCUGGAGGACUCCACUGAUGCAAGCUCUGAAGCCUCCACACCUGGGGGAAGCCCACGCAGUCGUAUCCACUCCCCUAGUAUUGAAAGGAUCGACAGACUAAUCAGAUCAGCCUCACAUUGGAGCUCUCUUCUACUGAGAAGUAGAGGGUCAAAGCGCAAUUCUUUGACACCGAGGAUUACCACCCUCUCAUGUCCUGGAUGUUUACAUGAUGUAGACCUUGGAGAACGUGGCAUUAAUGGCCUUUUUCGGAACUUUACUUUGGAGACAAUCGUGGAACGCUACAGACAGGCAGCUCGUGCUGCCACGGCAAUUAUGUGUGACCUUUGUAAGCCUCCAGUCCAGGAGUCCACAAAAAGCUGCAUGGAUUGUAAGGCCAGCUACUGCAAUGAGUGCUUCAAAAUUCACCAUCCCUGGGGAACCAUCAAAGCCCAGCAUGAGUAUGUUGGACCUACAACUAACUUCAGGCCAAAAGUGCUCAUGUGUCCCGAGCACGAGGCAGAAAAGGUGAAUAUGUACUGUGAAAUCUGCAAGAGGCCGGUUUGUCACUUGUGUAAGCUUGCAGGUGCACAUGCAAACCACAGAGUGACCACAAUGAGUAAUGCCUACAGAACCCUGAAGGAAAAGCUUACGAAGGGCAUUGGCUAUCUCAUUAGCAAGGAAACCCAAGUAAGGACCCAAAUAUCUGAACUGGAAAUUAUCAUUAAACGGACAGAGAGCAAUGGAGAGCAAGCCUUGGAGGAAGCAACUUAUAACUUUGAUAAGUUGUUUAAUAUUUUGGAAGAGAGGAAAUCUUUUGUGCUCAAAUCUAUACAAGAAUCACAAACUGAGAGGCUGGGAAAGCUGAAGAACCAAAUGGAGGAAUACCAAGGUCUCUUGGAGAAUAAUGGGCUGGUAGGCUACGCUCAGGAAGUCUUGAAGGAAACUGAUCAUUCGUGCUUUGUUCAAACUGCUAAGCAGCUACACGCCAGAAUUCAAAAAGCAACAGAGUCAUUGAAAACUUUCCAGCCAGCUGCAGAUUCAAACUUUGAAGAAUACUUUGUUGAUGUGUCUAAAGAAGAAAGCCUAUUAACUGAUCUGUCCUUCUUUAAAUCUCUCGAUGUACCAGAAAUAAAUUUGAAAGCGAGCAAGAUGUAUAACAACGCCAAAAUUAGCUGGCAUCAGCCCAGUGAUUCUGGUCUUGCAGAUAGCUAUGUUCUCGAGUACCGAAAGACUGACAAAAAUGAAGAUUCUUUAUGGAAUGAAGUUGGAUCAACCAGUACAAGUAAAGUGGUUUCUGAUCUGGACUUCAAUAGCUCCUAUAGCUUCAGGGUGCAGGGGCUCCGAGGCUCUGCCUGCAGUCCCUUCAGCAGAGAAAUCAUCUUGCACACGCCACCUGCUCCAGUAUUCAGUUUUCUGUUUGAUGACAAAUGUGGGUAUAACAAAGAACAUAUCCUGCUGAGUGAUAGAAGGGACACUGUGGAGAGCAUGGCUGGGCUUCCCCUGCUGCUUGGGGCAGAACGCGUGCAAGUAGGAUCCUAUAUGUGCCUUGAUUACAUCAUUGGUGAUGCUGGGAUCACAAAGGGGAAACAUUACUGGGCAUUCACUGUAGAGCCAUACUCCUACAUGGUGAAAGUUGGUGUUGCAUCUGAUAUCAAACUUCAAGAAUGGUUGCAUAAUCCUCGUGACAUAAGCAGUCCAAGAUAUGAUCAAGACAGUGGUCAUGACAGCGGCAGUGAAGAUGUUGCCUUUGAUACAUCUCACCCAUUCACCCUGGCUACAAUCGGAAUGAGGAAGUUUUGUAUCCCAAAGGCCUCUAACGUUUCUACUACCUACACAGAACGCGUUCUUCCCCUUCCCAGCCGGAUAGGUGUUUGCCUGGACUACGAUAAAGGCAGAGUGGCGUUCUAUGAUGCAGAUAAUAUGAACUGUCUUUAUGAGCGAGAAGUUGACUGCAUUGGAACCAUGUAUCCUGCUUUUGCAAUGAUGGGUGGAGGAGCAAUUCAUUUAGAGGAAGACAUCACUGCAAAACACUUGGACUAUUCUUGUGAAAUGUGAUAUGCUCCUGAAUUCUAAAUGAAUACUUAUCAUCUGA
This is a messenger RNA of Pseudophryne corroboree (corroboree frog), 2767 nucleotides long. RefSeq names its product tripartite motif containing 36 (gene TRIM36). The coding region runs from base 529 to 2730 and encodes 733 amino acids. The record is from RefSeq and is a predicted model, not a curated record. Gene Ontology annotation, cellular component: acrosomal vesicle. NCBI's taxonomy places the organism in Eukaryota, Metazoa, Chordata, Amphibia, Anura, Myobatrachidae. Gene Ontology annotation, molecular function: ubiquitin-protein transferase activity; zinc ion binding; protein binding. The transcript has 11 exons. Gene Ontology annotation, biological process: acrosome reaction; spindle organization.